Astyanax mexicanus (Mexican tetra) is the source of this 566-nucleotide messenger RNA. RefSeq names its product DnaJ (Hsp40) homolog, subfamily C, member 19 (gene dnajc19). Gene Ontology annotation, molecular function: ATPase activator activity. Gene Ontology annotation, biological process: protein import into mitochondrial matrix. Lineage: Eukaryota; Metazoa; Chordata; Actinopteri; Characiformes; Acestrorhamphidae. Gene Ontology annotation, cellular component: PAM complex, Tim23 associated import motor. The coding region runs from base 145 to 495 and encodes 116 amino acids. The record is from RefSeq and is a predicted model, not a curated record. The transcript has 6 exons.
GCGGUGCAUUUUGCGGCAGGCACAAAACACCAGUGCAAAAAGUCUGAAAUCGCGCCAUUAUUAUCGGAUUAUGGAAUCUAUCUGAUAAUUAAAGCUAAUAUUAAUGCUCCACGCCGCGGGGAGGAGACCAACUAAGUUGGGAAAAUGGCCAGCACCAUGGUGGCCGUGGGCAUUGCUUUGGCAGCAGCAGGAUUUGCAGGCCGCUACGCAGUGCGAGCCAUGAAGCAGAUGGAGCCCCAAGUUAAACAAGCUCUUCAGGCUUUUCCCAAAACUGCGUUUGGAAGCGGCUACUACAGAGGAGGGUUUGAACCAAAGAUGACGAAGAGAGAAGCAUCUCUAAUUCUCGGAGUCAGCCCCACUGCCAACAAAAACAAGAUUAGAGAAGCUCACAGAAAGCUAAUGAUUUUAAAUCAUCCAGACCGAGGUGGAUCUCCAUAUCUUGCAGCAAAAAUAAAUGAAGCUAAAGAUCUACUUGAUGGACAAGCCAAGAAAUAGUUUCACACAUUCACUGAUCGAGCCCUGUCUGAUACACUUGAGUUCUCUGACCAUUAAAAUCAUUUAUUGUA